AUGAGUUCGCACGAGAAGAAGAUCUUGGUCGUCUUGGGCGCUACCGGAAAUCAGGGUGGCUCUGUAGUUCGAGCAUUUCUGAACGACACAACUUUGUCCAGCUUUUGGCACGUACGAGGUGUAACUCGAAAUCCAUCCUCUGAGUCCGCGGUCAAAUUAUCAAAGCUUAGAGCGGAAAUGGUCUCUGCCUCCCUCGGCUCCGUCUCGGAGCUCAAGUCAGCGUUCGAAGACGCAACGGCGAUCUUUGCAGUGACAGACUUCUGGAGUGCGAUCAAGACCGAAGAGGUCAAACACAGGGUCCAAAGCGAAGAAAUUGACCUCGCUAUUGCUACUCGGGAUCUAGAGGAGACUUGGGGCAGGAAUAUUGCAACAGCGGCAGCCGAAAUACCGACUCUAGAGCGCUUCGUCUUUAGCAGUCUCCCACCUGUCUCCCAACUCAGUCAAGGAAAGCUGAAGCACGUUCACCACUUUGACGGCAAAGCCAACGUUCUCCAAUAUAUUCGACAAGAACAUCCCACACUCUGGGCCAAGACUUCACAGAUUUUGGUUGGAUUCUACAACUCCAAUAUUUUACCCGACUCAUAUUUCGGACCCAAAUUCAAUCCAGUGACAGGAAAAGUCGAGUUCGAGGGGCCCGUGAGUGACGACAAUCUUAUACCAUUCAUCGAUGCUUCGUCCAGCACCGGACAUUUUGUCAGGGCUCUGGUUCUUGAUGCGCCAGCGGGUACAAUCCUGGCGGCUUACGACGAGAUGAAGUCGCUCGGAGAGUGCGUCGAGUUUCUACGUAGGGAAACGGGUCGGAACUUUGUUUUUGUGCAAAGAAAUGUCGAAGAGAUGGCGGCCGAAUCGCCGCUAGGUCGUGAGGCUCCUGAAAGCUGGGUCUGGCUCGCAGAAUAUGGUCUCUUUGGAGAGAAAGUUGAAGAAUGGAAACAGCUCCUGACAUUACCCGGAGGUCUAGAAGAUAGGAUUGGAACGGUCAAAGUCGACGAAUGGCUUUCAGCACAGGACUGGAGCAAGGCCUUUCAAUCGGCUUAG
Molecule: messenger RNA, 1035 nt
Organism: Colletotrichum abscissum
Lineage: Eukaryota; Fungi; Ascomycota; Sordariomycetes; Glomerellales; Glomerellaceae
Product: NmrA-like family protein
Exons: 1
Coding region: 1-1035 (344 amino acids)
Cellular component (GO): nucleus
Source: RefSeq, a predicted model, not a curated record